This is a messenger RNA of Seminavis robusta, 1222 nucleotides long. The record is from the annotation of a GenBank genome assembly. NCBI's taxonomy places the organism in Eukaryota, Bacillariophyta, Bacillariophyceae, Naviculales, Naviculaceae.
GUGUACAGCAGCUUUGCUGGCAUUAAGCGUCUGUCCUCCUACCGUACGAGAGAAAGAUGACGUUAUUGGAUCUGAAGUGUGAAGCCAUGGCAUCAAAGGAAGCACUGGUGUUGCGCACUUCUGGGCUUGGAGAAGAAACUGAAAGAGUUCCAUCCGUGCCACUACUAGCUACUAGCUGCCAAUAGCAAGAACCACAUUCUAUCUGCCUUGUUGUAUAACAAGAAGAACGAAACUGAACCAUGAAGGUUGUCUCUGUAAUUGGCUUUUUCCUUUUACUGAAGGGUAUCCAAUCCUUCGCACCCCCGGCUGUUGGAAGGGAUUCUUCAACUCACCUUUAUGCCGCCACACUGGAUGGUCGAAAGAUUGCGGGUGAUGUGACCCCUUUGAACAAUUUUAUGCUGGUCAAGAUUGCCGACUUGAAGGAGCAGACAGAUGGUGGAAUCUUAUUGACAGGAAAAGCCAAAGUGAAAAAAACAGAAGGGAAGGUAGUUUCUGUUGGCCCUGGCAAGACGCAUCAGGAUUCCGGAAUUGUCUUUGAUAUGCCAGUGUCGGUAGGAGAAGGUGUGGUGUAUGGGAAAUACGAUGGAACCGAGAUUGACUUGGACGGCGCAAGGCACAUUUUGAUCAGAGAUGAUGACGUGUUGGUCAAGUUCACAGGCGACGAGUUAACUCUGGAAAGUGCCGAUGUCACUCGCGACAGUGUUCUGGUCUACGUGGAAAGACAAGAACAGUCCACUGAAGGUGGUAUUCUUAUAGCAUCGUCUUCCAAGACCGAUAAUCGACCGUCUACUGGAGAAGUUGUCAAGGUAGGACCUGGUCGAAUGGCUGCGGAUGGAACCGUGAUGGCGAUGGAGGUCGAGGUUGGUGACAUGGUAAAAUUCCGUGACUUUGCGGGCAACGAAGUCAUCAUUGAAGAAAAGGAAUACUCCGUUGUUCGAAUGGCAGAUGUCUUGGCAAAGUACUAAGAAAGAGAUUUUCUAGCAAUUGACGGGUAGUGAGCAAAUCUGAUAUGGCUAGUACUAUCAUUCAAGGGAGCACUGGCUUCAGAGGGCCUUGAAAAGCCUCAUACUGCAAAGGCACCCUCCAAAGAAAUCAACUUGAGCCACAUCAACGGUAUAUUUGCGGCAAGUACUCUAGUAACAAGAUAUUAUUCACGUACAAUAAUUGCAAUUGGAGGUACCGGUUCCGUGCCGCUUCCCUAGAGUGACGAGUCGAGUGACGA